UCCGGAAGGACGCGCGCCAGGCGCCGGAAGCGGGGGUGAGCCGGGGCGGCGAUGGCGGCCGAGGGAGAUGUGGAGCUGGAGCUGGAAGCGGAGCCCAAUGGGUCGGCGGGCGGCGGGGACGGCGCCGGGGGACGGCCGGCCGAGAAGCCGCGCAAGCACGACAGCGGCGCCGCCGACCUGGAGCGGGUCACGGACUACGCGGAGGAGAAGGAGAUCCAGAGCUCCAACCUGGAGACGGCCAUGUCUGUAAUAGGAGACCGAAGAUCCAGAGAGCAGAAAGCAAAGCAGGAGCGGGAAAAAGAACUGGCUAAAGUCACCAUCAAAAAGGAAGAUUUGGAAUUGAUUAUGAACGAGAUGGAAAUAUCAAGAGCAGCAGCAGAACGCAGCUUGCGAGAACACAUGGGGAAUGUGGUGGAGGCCUUGAUCACUCUCACCAACUGAGGGCAAGUUACUGGAUAAGCAUCCAUGGUGGAUGAGAAAGAAGCAACCCCCUAGCUGGUUUUCCGUAUGUAGAGUGCAGUAUGCUGCAUCUCAAAAGGUAUUUGUAAUAAAUAUGCCAUGCUGGAA
Molecule: messenger RNA, 567 nt
Organism: Pogona vitticeps (central bearded dragon)
Lineage: Eukaryota; Metazoa; Chordata; Lepidosauria; Squamata; Agamidae
Gene: HYPK
Product: huntingtin interacting protein K
Biological process (GO): protein stabilization; negative regulation of apoptotic process
Source: RefSeq, a predicted model, not a curated record